This is a messenger RNA of Exophiala spinifera, 816 nucleotides long. RefSeq names its product 60S ribosomal protein L8-B. Gene Ontology annotation, biological process: ribosome biogenesis. NCBI's taxonomy places the organism in Eukaryota, Fungi, Ascomycota, Eurotiomycetes, Chaetothyriales, Herpotrichiellaceae. The transcript has 5 exons. The record is from RefSeq and is a predicted model, not a curated record. Gene Ontology annotation, cellular component: ribonucleoprotein complex. The coding region runs from base 1 to 816 and encodes 271 amino acids.
AUGGCUGGAGACGGCGAUGUGGGCACUUUCCCUCCCAAAGGAAAGAAGCCUGCGCCCGCGCCCUUCCCUCAGGGGAAGGCCGGUUCUACGAAGAAGGCUGCCAAGAACCCUCUCCUCGAGAAGCGACCACGAAACUUCGGUAUCGGCCAGGACAUCCAGCCCAAGCGCAACCUGUCGCGCAUGGUGAAGUGGCCAGAAUAUGUCCGUCUUCAACGCCAAAAGAAGAUCCUCAACAUGCGUCUCAAGGUUCCUCCUGCGAUCGCACAAUUCUCCAACACCCUUGACCGAAACACCGCCGCUCAGACAUUCAAGCUGUUGAACAAGUACCGACCUGAGAGCAAGGCUCAAAAGAAGGAACGUCUUCACCAGGAAGCGACUGCUGUCCAAGAGGGCAAGAAGAAGGAGGAUGUUUCCAAGAAACCAUAUGCCGUCAAGUACGGUCUCAACCACGUCGUUGGCCUGAUUGAAUCCAAGAAGGCGUCGCUCGUUCUGAUCGCCCACGACGUCGACCCUAUCGAGCUCGUCGUGUUCUUGCCGGCUCUCUGCCGCAAGAUGGGUGUGCCCUAUGCCAUUGUGAAGGGCAAGGCUCGUCUCGGUACGGUCGUUCACAAGAAGACCGCCGCCGUCUUGGCCUUGACCGAAGUCAAGGGUGAAGACAAGGCCGAGCUUAGCAAGCUUGUCGGCACCGUCAACGAGGGAUACACCAAGAAGUACGAGGAGCACCGACGACACUGGGGUGGUGGUAUCAUGGGAGCCAAGGCUGUUGCCAAGCAAGAGAAGAAGAGAAAGGCCAUUGAGAGUGCCAUCAAGAUCUAA